Messenger RNA from Eublepharis macularius, 2729 nucleotides. It is a transcript of the gene SKAP2, whose product is annotated as src kinase associated phosphoprotein 2. Gene Ontology annotation, cellular component: plasma membrane; cytoplasm. The record is from RefSeq and is a predicted model, not a curated record. The coding region runs from base 156 to 1193 and encodes 345 amino acids. Lineage: Eukaryota; Metazoa; Chordata; Lepidosauria; Squamata; Eublepharidae. Gene Ontology annotation, molecular function: protein binding. The transcript has 13 exons.
GCCCGGCUUAGUAGGUGCGGCAAUCGAAAACCUUCUGGCUCCGCCUCCGGCCGUGGGGUUCCUCACUGACUUCCCGGAGCCAGGCGAAGGGGGCGGGGCUGUAUCGCUUCCUCCCUCAGCCCGAGAGCUGGCCCCGCGCGACCCCCUGGACCGCCAUGCUCAGCGCCCCCGCUAUCCCCGAGGAGGUCGGCGGCCUCCUGGCAGAUGUUGAUGCAUUUAUAUCAGACAUCCUAAAAGGAGAAAAUUUAUCCAAAAGAGCAAAGGAAAAGAGGGAUGCUCUGAUUAAGAAGAUAAAAGACAUCAAGUCCAACUAUCCUCAGGAAUUUCAAGAAAAAGGAGAAUUAGAAGAUGGAGAAGAACAUGAAGGUUCUUGGCCUGUGCCUCCUGACAGCUUGUCUGACCGAUAUGAUAAAGACGAUGAAGGCCCAUCUGAUGGGACUCACUUUCUUCCUGUGGCGGCCCAAGACCUUCAGUUUGUGUUAAAAUCUGGAUACCUGGAAAAACGCAGAAAAGACCAUAGCUUUCUUGGCUUUGAAUGGCAAAAACGUUGGUGUGCUCUAAGCCGGACAAUCUUCUAUUAUUAUGGAAGUGACAAAGACAAACAACAGAAAGGUGAAUUUGCUAUAGAUGGCUACACCGUCAGAAUGAAUAAUACCCUUCGGAAGGAUGGGAAGAAAGAUUGCUGUUUUGAAAUCGCUGCACCUGAUAAACGCAUUUAUCAGUUUACAGCAGCCACUGCCAAAGAAGCUGAGGAAUGGGUGCAAAGCCUCAAGUUUGUAUUGCAAGACAUGGGAUCUGAAGUUAUUCCAGAGGAGGAUGAAGAAUAUGAUGACGUUGGGGAAAAUGACAUAAGUUCACCGCAAAUGACUACACAGCCAAUAGAGGAUGACAUUUAUGAAGAACUUCCAGAAGAAGAAGAAGCCAAUGUGCCAGUGAAGAGUGAAGAACGGAAGAAAUUGAGCCAGGAGAAUGUUGCUGAUAUUUCAGGCAAUAAAAACACAGAUUAUGUUAAUUUCUAUCAAGGUAUGUGGGACUGCACUGGAGAUGUUCCUGAUGAACUGACAUUCAAACGUGGUGACGUUAUCUACAUUCUCAGCAAGGAGUACAAUAGAUUUGGCUGGUGGGUAGGAGAAAUGAAAGGAACCAUUGGCUUGGUGCCUAAAGCCUACAUAAUGGAGAUGUAUGAUAUUUGAGAGGCCCGGGCACAUUCUACACAUCAGACAAAGACUACCAUCAAGCUUCCAAACAAAUGCCAAUGUAAAGUAUCUCCAGUGCAAGCUCAUCAAGCUUUCUCUGAAUAUUAUGUAAGUUCAGUCACUGUGGUGAUGAGCCACAUGAUAAGGCAUUAUACUUUUGUAAAGUAGGCACAAACAUAACUCGCAUAAGUCUAGCUGAAAUGAAUGGGGGGAAGAUGUACAAGAACUCUGGAUCAUCAUGUAUUCAUUAUGUUGUGUUUCAGGGUUGUUGUUGUUUUUCAAAACUGUAUUGCUUGUUUUGUAUCAGCAUUAUUUUUCAACUCUUAUCAGAUUUUUUGCUUAUUUUCAGCUAUCCUGAACCUAUUGUAUUGUUUAUUGAAUGUCCCUUCCAUCGAUCAUAUUGACUUAUUCUGUGUAAUUCACCUAGAGUCUGUAAGAAAGGCAGACUAUAAAUGAAUGAAUGAAUGAAUGAAUGAAUGAAUGAAUGAAUGAAUGAAUGAAUGAAUGAAUGAAUAUUUCAAUAUAAGUUAUUGGUAGAGUUGCCAAUAUUUAAACUGGCAUCACUUGCUGUCCUUUUUUAAUAUCAAUUUGAUCUGCAAACAAUUACUAGACAAUAUUAUUAAACUCCUUGUCAUGAACAGCUUCAAAUGUGCAUUGCCACUCAUUAAACCUCUAUUAAAGGGACAGGGCAGUUUUUCUUUGUCCAUUUGGCAACCUUGGUUAUUAGACAUUUUGUGUGGAUUCUUCUUUCUACUUUGAGAAUCCCAGUGGCAUGUACUUCUACUUUCUACAUGUGAUGCACAGCGACUAAUAUUUCUUUGUUGAAUUUUCCUAGUCUCUUUGUAAUGGUACCUGUUAUUUUAUUUACAUGAUUUGUGUGCUAAAUAGAUUCUGAUGAAUAUUUUAUAAAAAUUAAGUUAGUGAAAUUAUGGUAGCAGAUCAUUUUAAUGUGAAAUAUAAUACAAUACAAUAGCUUGUUUUAAUGUAAUUGAAGAAGUACUGUGUUGCUCUUUGUAAAAUACCUAGUGCAUUUCUACAUGUAUUUGCCAUUUAUCAUUUCUAUAUAAUGAAGAUUUUGGUAUUUGUACAAUGCAUUUUCUCUUCACAAAAUCAGAUCUUCCAUAAUAAAGAUAUGUCUUGGCUAACAGAAUACUGUACUACAUUCCUGCUCAGAUGGUGAGAUCACAUUGGCUAGCUAAUGAGGAUAUUAUUUAAACUUAGAUGCUUCAAGUGUGUUGAAGAAGGAAGGUAUACCUAAGGUAUAACUGUCCUCUAAACAAGCUAAAUAGCAUUUGGUUUGGAAAUGGUUCAUGGAGAUGCUUUGGUAAAAGGAUAGCGACUAUAGACUAUAUUGCUGUGUACUAUACUGUGUUGUUGUAAGUAUGCUACUAUUGGGUAGUUUCUGCAUCAUUUAAUGUAUCAUGAAAUUGCUUCUGGUUUGUUUCAGUAUUGUUUCAUCUCUGUAUCAGAUUUCUGAUGAUUUCAAGUUUCUGCAAUCCAUACUUUAUUGUAAUAUUUAUUGAAUAUUCCAGC